Medicago truncatula (barrel medic) is the source of this 634-nucleotide messenger RNA. RefSeq lists its product as uncharacterized. Bases 131 to 634 code for a protein of 167 amino acids. The transcript has 4 exons. The record is from RefSeq and is a predicted model, not a curated record. Lineage: Eukaryota; Viridiplantae; Streptophyta; Magnoliopsida; Fabales; Fabaceae.
CGUUCUUGCCUCUAUCUCCUGUCGUCGCCGUAGCUUAAGCCGUCGUUGCCAUUCAUCUCCGCCGCUCAAAUAUCUGUCGCGUUCAUCUCCAUCUAGGCUUCUGAAACUCAAUUUGAAAGGUAAACAAGUAAUGGCAACUUCAUCAUCGUUAAUUUCAAUACAAGAUAAAAAAGAGAAGCAGCUUGCAAGUUUAAAGCAGCCUCUUAAAGCAGCCUCAAGUUUAAAAGCACUCGUGGACCUUCAGUUAGAUUGUGAAAAAAAGGCGUUAAUGAAAAAAUAUAUUUUCUACAAUUUGUUACAAGUUACAUAUAGAAGAGAGAGCUCUGCCUCUUUAAUUUCCCUUUUUUGUGAAGUCUAUGACCCGGUAAAAAAAAGCUUUGUGUUCAACAAUAACGUGUCCUUUUCUUUCUGUGCUGAAGAGGUUGCUGAAGUCCUCGGUAUUAAAAAUACCGGGAAUAGUUUAGAAUACACUGCUGCAGAAAGAUUUCCGGAGUUUGUUUAUGAGUUGAAAGAAAAUUUUGAUCCUGACGGUUCUAGACAAAUAAAAACAAAAGCGAUUUUUGUUGUGCUGCCCCGAUCCCAAGAAGACACGUGUAUCUUCUUGGGGAAUGGUCGAAGACAUCAAUGCCUUUGA